This is a messenger RNA of Didymodactylos carnosus, 338 nucleotides long. The record is from the annotation of a GenBank genome assembly. Lineage: Eukaryota; Metazoa; Rotifera; Eurotatoria; Philodinida; Philodinidae.
UUAACUAGGAUAACAACAAUGUAAACUCGUCGAAGCGUUUGAGACUAUAUCGAACUAGACGUCCGCUUGUAGACGAAAACCCAUCCAGUGCACCACUGGAACCAAAUCAUACACAUUUUAUAUUGUUAGACAAGGGCAACAGCAUAGUCGAGAAUAUUAUAACGACAGUAGCGGCUAAAAUAGAAGAAAAAGCACGAAAUAUAAUGACACAAGCUACUGCUAUAUCAAUGGUUCAGAUAUUAGUCGAAGGUGGUAUAUUUUCCAUUGACACUGUUUGUGAAGCAGUUAGUUCUGGCGUACCAUUAAUUGUUAUUGACGUAAGUUAUGAACUACAGUAG